Molecule: messenger RNA, 879 nt
Organism: Microtus ochrogaster (prairie vole)
Lineage: Eukaryota; Metazoa; Chordata; Mammalia; Rodentia; Cricetidae
Gene: Tmem71
Product: transmembrane protein 71
Exons: 8
Coding region: 1-879 (292 amino acids)
Source: RefSeq, a predicted model, not a curated record
AUGUACCGAGUCUCUCAACUGAUGUCGACACCAAUAGCAAAUUCCACCAGGUCACACAAAGGACAUUCUGGAGAGCUGUCCCCCACAUGCAUUUUCCCAAGCUUUGAUUGUGGCUUCUUGGAUGGAGAGAGUUCUUUUGAAUGCUGCUCCAUAGACCCCCUGACAGGCUCCCACUAUGCCUGUCGCAGAAGCCCCCGACUCCUCACCAAUGGCUACUACAUUUGGACUGAGGACAGUUUCCUUUGUGACGCAGAUGGCCACAUCACUCUGAACCCCUCCCAUACCAGUGUUAUGUACAAGGAGAACUUAGUUAGAAUAUUUAGAAAGAAGAAGAGAACCCACCGUUCUCUUUCUUCUCUCCUGGACCUCAGAGCCUCUAAAUCUUGGCUGCAUGGAAGAAUCUUUGGAGAUGCUGAUUCACUUCCAAGUGAGGACAUCUGGCUGGAGGGCAUCAGAAGCUUGGGUAUGUACCACUGCAAUGAAAAUGGAAGUGAUCUGGACUGUUCUUCCCUGAGUGAUGGAUGGGAGUCUCAGAAGCCAAUCACAGACACUUCAGAAGCCUCCUCUUCUGGCCACAUCCUGUCUCAGCAUCUCAAAGAAAGCUCCGAGAAUUCCACUCUUCAGCCUCAGAUGAGAACAUCAGCACAUUUCCAAAAGAACAUUUCAGUGCAUUCAAAAGCUGGUCUGAUGCAUAAGAUCUCCUUUCAAGCAAUCCUGCUCACAGUGUGCUUAAUCAUCUCUGCAUGUGCAAGGUGGUUUAUAGGAGGAGAAUUAGCCAGCAUCUUUCUCUGCACAGUGGUGGUCACAACAGCAUACGUUGCGAAGCCGCUGUUUCUCAGCCUUGCCAGAUAUCUCAAAGCCACCGCCUGGGCUAAGUAA